AUGCAUGCAAACAGAAAAAGUGGGUCAGUCCGUUGCCGGGGUAGGGCUGGUCCGGCAGUGAGAGACAGCUCCUGUGUACGUGGCCCCACAUGCGCAGCAAGCACGUGUUUCUGCUGGGCCUGGGUGUACUUUGGCCUGCUAAGCAGCUGCGGGCCCUGAGAUGGGCACUCAGGAACUAGGUUGUUUUGUUCUCCGUGUAAAAUGUCAGUGGAUUAAAGUGCUCACUGCUCAGACCCGAUGACCUGAAUUCAGUUCCCAGAUCCCACUGUGGAAGGAGAGAACGCACUUCUGAACGCCUGCCUCUGACCCCACACAUGCCACAGGGUGAUAAGAAAUAAAAUAGGCUGAGCCUACAUCUGAGGAGGUGAUGAAGUGAUCAAGUGGCUUUCCCAGGUUUUCACAGAUAACCCAUGAAAGGCACCUGACAGAUUUACCCUGCAGCCGACAGCAGAGGGAAUAUUGAUGGAUGAGAAGCUGAAGGUUUUCAAACCUGAAAGAAUACUGGGAGAGUGAUUUGUUGUCCGCCGUCAGGUCCGUGGGGUAAGGACCUUUCUGAUGCAGCUGAGAAAAAUGCAGACCAUCAAGACGGAGCCUGCGCCCCUGGACCCCACCAGCAGCUCGGACAAGAUGAUGGUGCUGAGCUCGGCCUUGGCCGAGGUGGCAGAGGACCUGGCCUCGGGGGAAGAUUUGCUCCUGAACGAAGGGAGCGUGGGGAAAAACAAAUCCUCCGCAUGUCGGAGGAAACGGGAAUUCAUUCCGGACGAGAAGAAAGACGCCAUGUACUGGGAGAAGAGGAGGAAGAACAACGAAGCCGCCAAAAGGUCUCGCGAGAAGCGCCGGCUCAACGACCUGGUUUUGGAGAACAAGCUGAUCGCGCUGGGCGAAGAAAAUGCCACUCUGAAAGCUGAGCUGCUCUCUCUGAAGUUAAAGUUUGGCUUAAUUAGCUCCACGGCGUACGCCCAGGAAAUCCAGAAACUCAGUAACUCCACAGCCGUAUACUUUCAGGACUACCAGACGUCCAAGGCCGCCGUGAGCUCGUUCGCGGACGAGCCCACGAUGGUGGCGGCCAGCUGCAUCUCCGUCAUCAAGCACUCUCCGCAGAGCUCCCUCUCGGACGUGUCCGAGGUCUCCUCCGUGGAGCACGCGCAGGAGAGCCCCGCGCAGGGCGGCUGCCGGAGCCCCGAGAGCAAGUUCCCCGUGAUCAAGCAGGAGCCCGUGGAGCUGGAGAACUUGGCCAGGGAGCCCAGGGAGGAGCGGGGUGCCUUCUCCACCUCCAUCUACCAGAGCUACAUGGGAAGCUCCUUCUCUGCCUACUCCCACUCCCCGCCCCUCCUGCAGGUCCACGGCUCCACCAGCAACAGCCCGAGAACCUCGGAGGCCGAUGAGGGUGUGGUGGGCAAGUCUUCCGAUGGGGAGGAUGAGCAACAGGUGCCCAAGGGCCCCAUCCAUUCUCCGGUGGAGCUGCAGCGGGGACACACCACGGUGGUGAAGGUCCCAGAAGUGAACCCUUCUGCCUUACCACACAAGCUCCGGAUUAAAGCCAAGGCCAUGCAGGUCAAAGUGGAGGCCUUGGACAGCGACUUUGAAGGCAUGCAGAAACUCUCUUCACCCGCAGACGUGAUGGCCAAGAGACAUUUCGACCUGGAGAAGCACGGCACCUCGGGUGUGGUCCCCCCCUCCCUCACUCCUUUCUCAGUGCAGGUGACGAACAUUCAAGAUUGGUCCCUCAGAUCGGAACACUGGCAUCACAAAGACCUGAACGGCAAAACUCAAAGUAGCUUCAAAACGGGAGUGGUGGACGUCAAAGACAGUGGCUAUAAGGUUUCUGAGGCUGAGAAUUUGUAUUUGAAGCAGGGAAUGGCAAACUUAUCUGCAGAGGUGGUCUCGCUCAAAAGGUUCAUAGCCACACAACCUAUCUCAGCCUCGGACGCCAGGUAAAUGCCUACUGACUGAGUUACGCGUGGAGGAGGAUGCUGUUGGUACCGUGCUGAAUUUCCACUGGACCUCUGAUGUCAUUUCACUGUAGUGUGCACCCGGUGUCUGUCUGGUGUCCUGUGUGCACACGCUGAAGACUUGAUGCCCUCACUCUGCCUGGUGUAUAGUCAGAUAACCCCCACAGAGGCUGUACAUACCGAACGUUAUUUUUGCUCUAUUAUAAAGCGUGUAUGUUGCCACUUUCAAUAAAGGAUUGGUGACAAACACA
Messenger RNA from Psammomys obesus (fat sand rat), 2203 nucleotides. RefSeq names its product nuclear factor, interleukin 3 regulated (gene Nfil3). The coding region runs from base 556 to 1938 and encodes 460 amino acids. The record is from RefSeq and is a predicted model, not a curated record. Gene Ontology annotation, molecular function: DNA binding; DNA-binding transcription factor activity. The transcript is spliced from 2 exons. Gene Ontology annotation, biological process: regulation of DNA-templated transcription; circadian rhythm; immune response. Gene Ontology annotation, cellular component: nucleus. NCBI's taxonomy places the organism in Eukaryota, Metazoa, Chordata, Mammalia, Rodentia, Muridae.